AUGCUGCGGCCCUACCACCCAGAAGUACUCAAAGACCCAUGGACGCUAUUGCAAACGCCUCGAACCUACAUUAUAAAGCCCGUGAACAAAGGCAACUAUGUGCAUCUAGGUCUUGAGCGUGGUCUGCAGGAUCAACUGCACAGUCUGCCAGCAACAACCGUUGCUGAAAUGCACAUCCAGCUCAAUAUCGACGGAAUGGAGAUAUUCAAAGUGUCUAGUCACUGCCUGUGGCCGAUUCUUGCUCCUAUUCGCCUUCCAGUUGUGGGUCAGCCCUUCAUUGUUGGAGUGGUCUCCGGUCCCGGCAAGCCCGAUCCGUUGGAUGACCUCCUGGGCGACUGUGUUGGCGAGCCGAUGUUUUGUGCGGCAAGUUAA
Molecule: messenger RNA, 372 nt
Organism: Spirometra erinaceieuropaei
Lineage: Eukaryota; Metazoa; Platyhelminthes; Cestoda; Diphyllobothriidea; Diphyllobothriidae
Source: the annotation of a GenBank genome assembly